Thunnus maccoyii (southern bluefin tuna) is the source of this 7282-nucleotide messenger RNA. RefSeq names its product caspase 8 associated protein 2 (gene casp8ap2). Gene Ontology annotation, biological process: Fas signaling pathway; extrinsic apoptotic signaling pathway via death domain receptors. Gene Ontology annotation, molecular function: transcription corepressor activity. The record is from RefSeq and is a predicted model, not a curated record. The transcript is spliced from 10 exons. NCBI's taxonomy places the organism in Eukaryota, Metazoa, Chordata, Actinopteri, Scombriformes, Scombridae. The coding region runs from base 390 to 6308 and encodes 1972 amino acids. Gene Ontology annotation, cellular component: mitochondrion; PML body.
AUGACGCGCGCGGACAGCGACCCCGGCACAGUGCGACCGAGUGCGACUCUCUUCCGCGAGAGAGAAACAACUUUCUGCCACCCUUGCUGCUGUUUAACGCUUUCAUUCAUGUCCGCUGACUGCAGGGGGACUGGGAACCUUUGAAGAAGUCGACGAGUCGCGUUACAGUUGGUCGUCUUUAGGGGUUGACUCCUGUUUUAACAGGGUUUUUUGGACCUCAGAGGAGCUGCAACCCAUGGCUGCCAGGCAGUGACACAGCGCGGGAAAAUGUCGUUGCUUCCUGUGCAAUGAAGUCUUGGCGCGACAUUACAGUUGUAAACAAUAAGAGGACAUAUAACAAUACGCAAACACAUAUUCCUUAAGAAAGUGAGUCAGAGAUAUUUGGAAGAAUGGAGAAAAUGGACACCAACAGUGCAUCUGGUCUCUUUGUGCCUAAUGUCAGUGAAGAUUCAGUGGAUAUCUAUGAUGACCUGGAAAUCGGAUCUGGCAGCAAUGCAGAGAAACCCUCAUCAAAUCCUUCUCAGCUGAAGAAUUCAAUGGAUCUAUAUGAAGAAAUUGUAACAGAGGAAUUACAGAGCAGAGAGUCCUCUUACACUGAGUUGAAGUCCAGAUUCCAAGCAGCUCAAAACCAAAUUAAAGAGUUGCGCAGAAGACUCGAGCAGAUGGAGACGCAGAAUACAGGGCUGAACACUGAGAACUACCGUCUCAAAAAGAACAUCUCUGCACUUUUACGAACAGCUAGACAGGAGGUGACACGAAAAGAUGCUGAGAUUCAGAGGUUGAACCAACAGCCAGAGGAAGGUCGGCAUCAUCACUCUCGUAUAAAUAAUCUGCAGUAUCAAAGUUCCUCCAGCCGGACCUCCUCAGGCAGCUCCAAUAAUAGGCCACCUCUUCCACCACCUUCCAGUCGUCCACCUCCUCCACCACCAUCCAUUCCUCCCCCGCCUCCUCCACCACUACUGACUUCACCUCCCAGGGAGGAUCAUCCUCCAAAGGAUCACCCUCAACCAUCCAGGAAAGACAAUGAUAAUUCCACCAACCAGGCCAGGGGCUCUUGCAUUGAGACCAGAGCUUCAAAAGCAUCCUCUGAUACUCAUUCAAAAGGUUCCUCAAGAGGAGAUUGUCAAGAAGCAGACAAACAGACUGAGCACUCUGUCAGCAAAUCCAGCACCAGUUCAUCAACCCGACAUAGUGAGUCAGACAAACACAAGUCCAAACAGAGAGAGGAAAAAUAUCACACUCAAAAACUAUCUGAAGCAACGGAUAGGAGACAUAGAACUGGUUCAGAUCCCAACAAGGACUGUUAUGCCUCUGAGAAAAACAGGUCUCACAAAACAGACAAAGACACAGGGCGGAGAUAUGACUCCAGGUCAUGUAAAAGCAGGAACUACCAAAGCGUUGAGGGGCACCACAGAUCAGAGAGGGCUAAAAGCCCUCCGCCAGAGAUUUUACAUAGUUCAGGUUCCUCUCAAGACUCAAAAGGGAAAAGUCGAGAAAGGAGACAAGAUAAAUCCAAAAUGGUCACAUCAGACUCUGAACAUGGUAAAGCUCACAACUCUAAAGAGACCUACAGUCGAGAUCAUAGAAAAAUCAAGACUAAUGACAGACACAGCAUAAGCUCAGACUCAAAGGACCGGAAGAAGUCCUCUACAAAUCAACAUGCUGAGCGCUGCAGAGAGUCCUCCAAAGAGAGGGAAGGGGAUAAACUUUCUAAGGAUCAUCAGAGGAAGGAAGAGAGGCGACGUGAAGAUGAAAUUAGCAGAAAGCAUAAGAGGAGCACUGUGUCAGAGACGAGCAGAGAACAUGAAAAACAGAGAUCAAAAGAAUUAGACCAUGCUAAAGUUGAUGCCCAUAGCAAGGAAAGACCAGAAAAGACACACAAGGCCUUAAAAAGAGUAUCCGAAGAUCCAGAUACAGCCAAAAAAAGCUCUGCGGAGGAAAAUAUUCCAAACAGGAAACUGUGUUUCAUGGAAACCUUGAAUCUAACCCUUUCACCAAUUAAGAAGCCAUUAUUGCCCAUCGAUGGCAGCCAGGAUGACCUCACACCAGUGGAUAAGGUAGUAGAAAACAGUCCAGAUGAUGAGGGUUCACAGCCUGAUGUUGAAGACAUGUGUGUCAUUGAUGAACUAGAGGGCAGUGAGUUAGAAGCCAGGUUGGAAGAUGUUGAAGAGCGGCCUUCUGAUUUGGACAAAACUCCAACUUCUGAAAAGACGCAUAAGAAGUGUGAUGAAGAUGUCCAGGAAAAGGACAAAAUCCAGAGAGAAACACCUGCGGCUGACAAGCAGCUUGAAGACAAUUCAGUCCAAACUACCUCAGCACUUAGCCACUCCCCUGAUACUGCAGAGAAUCAGAUGACUGCACAUCUCACACCAAAAUCAUCAGAGAGCAGUUCUCUGAAGAACAAAACCAAGUUGGCCUCAGCCAGCCUGGUAGAUGGACCUGAGCAACUGGAGGCUACUGAUGGUCUCAGUGAAACAUCUGGAAGCAUUAAUGAACAGCACACAAGAAAUUCUUUACAAAAAGUAAACCGUGGAAAUAGUACUGAUCAGUCUGUUACUGUUACAGAAUCUGUUGUGCUUGAUUCGAGUAUGGAAAUUUCUAAAAGUGCAGUACCGCAGAGCCUCUCUCUGGAUUCAGUCACAGAAGAUGCCGUCGUGUCAGACGGAGGGGGAACACCUGUUUCUAAAGACAAGACCAAAGUCAGAAGUGAGCAAAUUUCUCCCACUGUUCUACCAGUGGACUGCCAGCAAGAACCGUGUCCUCCCGCUUCAUCCAGUUCCGCUCACGAGAAAGAUGCUCUUCAUAUGCAAGAUGGUCUUAAAGAUGCAGAUCCUGUAUCUAGUACAAUAAGCCUGGAAUCACUUCCACAAGAAGGGCUGAGUUUGCCUGAAGCGAUUUACGUGUUAACAAGGACAAAUGAAGAUGACAGCAGUAGCAUUGCAACUGAGCCCAGCUCUUCCACUGGCUGUAUCGGUGUGUCAAAAGUCAGCAGUACAACAGAGGAGACAGCCCUGCCAGAGAAGUACAGUGACCUCACUUUCACACCAAAGAAGAGCUUCGGUCCCGGCAAGAGUCAUGAGAGUAAUGCUGAGCCUUCUAGCUCGAUGCCAUUAGUUCAUGAUGAGGACUCCAUGAUGCGCACACUGAGCAAUCUGAAGAGAAUGCCUGAUGCCAUAAGCCCGCUGAGGAGCCCAAUACGGAUAAGCAAGAGAAAUCAUUUCCAUGUUCAUGGCAAGCCUGGUCAUGUCAAAAGUCUUCAGAAAGAGUUCACCACUACAACUGCUGAUGUCAACUCAAAGAAGUUGGAUGUAAACAAAGAAAACAAAUACCCAGGUUCUCCUUCAAAACAUGAUACACAAAACCUGGACAAGGUAUCCGACCUGCCUUCAAGUCUCUCUGACACUGAACUGGAGGAAGGAGAAAUUUUAAGCGAAAGCGAUGAAACGACCGCAAUUUCUCCUGCUCCUGCGACCAAGAGGGCGAAGUUAGUGCGUCCCGUCAGAAAAAAAGCAAGUCCCAAGUCUGUGUUAAAGAGGAAAUCUGAAGAAAGGUCUGUUGCUUCAAAAGAAAUGACUGAAACAGCAGGUGCAUCGACACCAAGCCCAACUACUGGUAGUAAGAGUCGUUUUAAAACAGUUUGCCCUGCAGCAAGCAAAGCUUCUUUUUCCACUAUAGAAGAAGUAAUGGAGACAUUUAAAUUGGUUCGCUCUGAAAUCCGAAAAAAGUACAUGAAGCUUCAUAAAACGUUUCCUAAGAAGAGCUUCUAUGGUGUGAUGGAGAAUUUCCAGGAGUCUUUUUUAGAAUUUGUGGACGGUGCCCAUUUUGGUCAAAUAUGCAGUCAGGCAGUGGAGCUGAAAUCCAAGCUGAAGAAAUUGGUCGCGUCUGUGUUUAGCAAAGUAGCAGAUAAUGGCAUCGUGAAACGCAUCUUUGAACAGCAGGCAGUCGAUCUGAAGCAAAAGUUGUGGGACUUUGUAGAUGUUCAAGUUGACUAUUUGUUCAAGGACAUUUACACAACACUGAAGAGCCUUUGCAAACCAGCAAGAGCUCAGGCUGAGGACAAGAGGGCCAGCGGAAAUGAGAACAUGUCUAGACAGCCUCCUGCUAAGAAGCCACAGUGUCAACAGAAGGAUGUACAGUCUCCUCCAGCCAGCCUGAGUCGUAUCAAGCCUUGUGCUGUUGUGCCUUACAGAACAGGCCUCGGAAGCAGAGGCAAAGAUAUCAGAAUGACUCGUGUAGAAAAAGAAAGUAAUGUUGACCAGCAUCCACCAAAUUACCGAAAUUCACAAACUGUGGUCAAUUUCCUUCCUCCUAAAAUUCCAUCAACUCCAGAGAAAAAUCACAUGGCUUCUUUGGUUGUCUCUCAAAAUGUCUCUUUGCUUGAAAAAACUGACUUUGAACUGCUCACUGAACAGCAAGCUUCCAGUUUAACAUUCAACCUGGUGAGAGACUCUCAAAUGGGAGAAAUCUUCAAGUGUCUCCUGCAAGGAUCUGACUUGCUGGAGACCAGUGGAAUCACCGGAGACAACACCGCCUGGUCCCUCAGUACUCCAAGGAAAGAUGGAGAAAGACUCAUUAGCAUAACCACUCCAUCUAAAUUUGACUCUCCAUCUAAACUGCUUUCCCCAACAAAAUUUGAUACUCCCUCCAAACUUAUCACUACAUGGUCGAGCAUUUCACCUCGCAAGGUGUCGUCUCCACGGUCCAAAGAUCAGGUCCCGCUGAAUCCAGCUUUAUUUGAUGAAAGUUGCUUGCUAGAGGUGCCAUCAGAGAGUCGAGCGAUGCUGCAGUCCAGCCUUGCUUCACAGAAGUGUUAUUCCAUUCUAGCUGAAGAUCUGGCAGUCUCCCUCACCAUCCCAUCACCCCUCAAGUCCGACAGCCAUCUCAGCUUCCUACAGCCAUCCAGUAUGACCAUUAUGUCCACUCCAGACAGCGUCAUUAGUGCGCACAUAAGUGAGGACGCUCUGCUGGAUGGCGAAGACGCUACGGAGCAGGACAUUCACCUCGCCCUCGACACGGACGACUCCAGCUGCGGGUCCAGCAGCAGCGUGGCCUCGGAAGCAGCUGCCAGACCUUUCAUGUUCAAGCCAGACUUGCCCAUGCAGGCGCUAGUGAUGGAGAAAUCCAAUGAUCAUUUCAUCCUGAAGAUUCGUCAGGCAACCCCAGGUGCAGAUGUCACUCUUACUGCUGAUGAGAGCUUAAGUCAAACACUAAUAGAAGAAGAGCAGCAAUGUGGAGAACACGAUGUGGCAACUCAGGAAAGUCAAGCAAAAGCUGUGUUGUCGGACAAGUCGCAAAAAGACAGCAGUCCCUGCAAUGCUAUGUCCUCAGAGAACAGUCUCUCCAACCUCACCGGACGCUCUGGGAUGUGCCAGGCUGCCACUGGUGCUGAUAACUAUCUCACUGAAGAUGAGAACUCAACACUAAGAAAAGAUCUAUCCCACAAAAAAGAGGAUAGGUCAGCUCAACAAAGUACCUCAAAAGGUUGUUUUCCAGUGGGGUCAGUGACAUUGUCUACAUCUCCAAAAACUCGGUCUAAAACAACUCCUUCAGAUAACAGUUUGCACAAUGUUUCUCCAAGCUCUGAUCAUUCAUUUGGGCAGAUCAACCAAGCAACCACCAGAGGAGGUGUUACACUCACAACUGAUGAGAUCGCAACUCAAACACACCACAAAGGUGAAGAUACGCAAGUUCAACAAAGUCCCUCAAAAACUCUUUUGUCCGAAUCACAGAAAAUGAUCAGUCCCUCUAAAACUGCCUUGUCAAAUAACAGUCUGCAUCACCCUGCUGGAAGCUCUGAAACAUAUCAAAGGAGAAAAGUGUCACUGACACAUGUUUCAGACUCAGACAGAGAUGAAACAGAGGUGUCAGAGUCAGAGAGAAGUCUCACCAUUGCAGAGGAUGCAAGCAGCACACCAGAGAAAGACCAAAGGGAUCAUGAGAGAGGACGAAAACGGAAGAAGCACCAAGAGAAAUCAAAAGUGAAGCGGUCCAGAAGGGAGCAAGAGGAGUGUUUGGAAGCGAUGGUGCCUGACUCAAAGAGAGAUGAUAGUGAAUCCAAAUCCUCAUCUUCACCUCUGUCCCCCAACAGUCUCUCUGCCAAGAAUAUCAUCAAGAAAAAAGGCGCAGUGGUGAUAGCAUGGACCAGAGAUGAAGAUCGAGCUAUUCUUAUCGACCUGAAAACAAAAGGUGCUUCACGUGAAACUUUCUCUGCCCUGGCCGAAAAGCUGGAUAAACCAUCAGAGCAGAUCGCUCACAGAUUUCACCAACUCAUGAAGCUUUUUAAGAAGCAGGGGAAGAUGGACACCUGAUCUCACUGACUGUCCGCUUGAUGUUUUGUUCUGAAAACUGUUCUUCUAUCAGAGCAUUUUUACACACAUACUGUAGCACCAACACAGGUAGGCUGCUGUUAAUGUGACAUGGUGCAGGAAGAGGUGAAGCCCUGCAUACUCUGACCAGGUCAGUUAAGUAGAAUGAAAAUACCUCAAAAUACCGUCAGACAGUGGUGAAGGUAUUUUGUUUCAGAUGUUGAACUGUGCCUGUUUGAAAAUAAUUCAAAGUGUGAAAAAUAAGAAUUCAACAAUACUGACUGAAAAUAUUGAUAUGAACGGUGAAACAUCCACAUAGUGAAAAUCCAGUAAACAUCACUGUUAUUGGUGAUUCACCUCCACGGCAGCAAUCACUACUUCAGUAUCGGUACUGUAUAUUAUCAGACGUUGGUUCCUUACUGAAGUUUGGUUCUUAUCACAUAAAACUUUUCCUCAUCUACAUGCUUUCUUUUCUCGACCUUUGCAGAUAUGAAAAGCUUCAAAUAUCUUGGUCUCAACUUCAUCUUAUAUCUAGUCCUAAACAUGUGUUUUUCUCAAAACAGUUGGGAAAACUGCCCUUUAGCUGGAAUAAUUCCAGGUUCCUGGGCUUCUCUUAAAUCAAGUGACUUAUUUAGUUCCUUACAUUACUGGAGGCUCAUGGGAAACAACUUGAAGUAUCACCCAUCUCUAGAUCUUGAGCUAUGGGACUGAUAUUUUGGGCCAUUUUAAUAUAAUUCUAUUAGUGAUAUUUUGAAUCUAAUUUUAAUGGAAGUAUUUGAUGGGGGGGAGGGGGGGUGCUUGAUGUGUUUGAAGGUUAUUACAAUGUUUACAUGUCCAAUUCAUGUACAGGACAGUUACCUCUGUUAAUACAAAUUUAAACUUUUGAUGUGUGGGCCUCAAUGAUAUUUUGUUUGACUUAUCAUAUUGCUUAUAAAUAGCAUAGAACGCAAUAUUGUGAAUAUUGUAUAUAAUUCUUU